AUGAAUCUCGGCAGCAUUUUCAAGGCUUUCUCGCCAUCGAAGAAGUCUAAGGCUAGUCCGCUAUUGGAGGACGCUGGCGUGCGGAAGAAAUAUCGGAAGACUACAACCAAGGGAAAGGGCAAGUCGGUGACGCAGGAUUCGUCGUCGGCGAAACAGAGGGCGGCGCCGGAAGCUUCUCUUGCCGAGCGGGCAGGAAGAUUGUCUUCUACCACCGCGGAGCCAUCCAAGUUCGAGUUCUCCCCCGGCUCCGCGCCGCAUACGCCCCCUCGCCCCUCCAAUGCUGCGCCUCGAGUCCAGUCCGCCCAGCAGGCUGAGAACAGAGUGGACGCUGCUGGCCCUCCCACAUCGCCUCUCAAGUCCCUCACGAAAUCUGCUGGGAAGUCGGGCUCCGCUCGUCCUCUUCUGAGACCGAAGGAGCUGUCACCUCCACCCAAGGAUGUGUUCGCUACCAUGGCGGACUUAUUGGAAUCCCCUAUUGUACACGCGGGGUCGCCGCCCAUGAUGCCGCCCUCGAGCAAGGGUCAUAUGCGUCUGUUUCAGCCGCCGGGCGGGCUGCUAAAGUACAAAAUCGGGCGGCAGGUAGGCUCUAGCCAGGCGCAGUCUCCGUCUUCUCGGGCGAGUGCGGCGAAAAUGUCUCCGGAGGGCCCAUUGAUGAUGAAACCAAUGCCCGUCAACGGCGCGAUCCGCAACAAGGUACAGCGGAAAGAGUCGAAACCAUACGCCUUACCGCAGACUCCCGCAACGCCAUCGACGUCGUCUAGGGUACAAAUCCCAGCCAUUCCCGACGGGAGGCGCUCUCCUCCUUCUCCACGGACACGCCUUGGAAGGAAGGGAGACCUACCUUAUGGCCACCAAGUCUUUACCCCGCUGCGGUCGGAGAUCUUGCUUUCCAGGGAAAGAGCCCUCCAGCGUAAGCUGGAGAUGCUCACGGACGAUCUUGACUGGUCCUCACGCGUUCUUGAUGAAUCGAGCGCGUAUGCGGCAGGCACUGCGAAGAGAGCAAUACCUCACAUUCGAGCGAGCCCUGAUAAGCGAUCCGGCGGCGAGGCUGCGCUCCCUGUCCCGAAGGUCCCGAAGUCUCGGAAAAUGGAAGAGCGAGGGGUCCAGGUGGACACGGAUCUGACAGAGCGCGCGAGCUACUCCAAGGCUAUUCUCGGCAGGGAGGAUGCGCUGAAGAGCUGGGUUCCCGGUCAGUGGCAGAGGUUCGUUCACGAGCAAAGGACAAAAGCGGAGGCCGAUGGCACCCUCAAAGAGAAAACUAGGAAGAUCAUGGCUCGAGUGCAAGAGCAGAAGAGUAAAUGGGACGUCCUGCUCGACCCUGCCAACAGCGAGAUCUUGUAUGUUGGCGCGCACGUCCCCUGGCCGCUGCUCGAAAACCCGAGUAAACUCUCUGCACUUUACGAGGUUGCGGUUUGGGAAUACGUGUUGAAUCCGUUUCGCACGGACACGGAACGUCUGUCACCCGCAGAGAUUCUGCAGGCUGAGCGGGAGAAAUGGGUCUCUGCUGACUGGAUCGGCACCUUGCUCCCCAAAUUCGACUCAAACGCUCAUGAAACGCUGCUUUGCUUGAUCAGUCGUCUGUUGCAGAUUUUGGCUAAUCUUGCUGGUAUGACUCAGACGCAGGAAGGUUGA
This is a messenger RNA of Gloeophyllum trabeum ATCC 11539, 1632 nucleotides long. RefSeq lists its product as uncharacterized. The transcript has a single exon. Bases 1 to 1632 code for a protein of 543 amino acids. NCBI's taxonomy places the organism in Eukaryota, Fungi, Basidiomycota, Agaricomycetes, Gloeophyllales, Gloeophyllaceae. The record is from RefSeq and is a predicted model, not a curated record.